GCAGCGGGAGCGCGCGCGCCGCCGGGAAGUUGGGAGCGCGCGCGCACGCGAGUCGGGGCCGCGAGCAGCCGCGGCCACCGGCGUCGCCUCUUUAAGCCGCGGCGGCCGGCGCUCGGGCUCAGCGCGUUCGGAGCAGCGGCCGCUGGGCCCUCAUCGCGUCGGCGGGGGCCGAGCCCGCUGGUGCGGGGGCCGCGGCGCGGCGGGAGGACCGUCUCCGGCAGCCGGGACGAGGCCGAGGGGGACCAUGUCCGGGAAACACUCCCGCCCCUCCACCAUCGACCGCGUCAUCAAAGCUGUGCCCUUUCCUCCAACUCAGCGGCUGACUUUGAAGGAAGUGUUUGAGAAUGGGAAACCUAAAAUUGAUGUUUUGAAAAACCAUUUGGUGAAGGAGGGGCGCUUGGAAGAGGAGGUGGCCUUAAAGAUUAUCAAUGAUGGAGCUGCCAUCCUGAGAGAGGAGAAUACGAUGAUAGAGGUGGACGCGCCGGUCACAGUGUGUGGUGACAUUCAUGGACAGUUCUUUGACCUGAUGAAGUUGUUUGAAGUCGGAGGGUCACCAAAUAACACACGCUACCUCUUCCUGGGCGACUACGUGGACAGGGGCUAUUUCAGUAUAGAGUGUGUGCUCUACUUAUGGAGUUUAAAGAUUAAUUAUCCCAAAACAUUGUUUCUGCUUCGAGGAAAUCAUGAAUGCAGGCAUCUAACAGAAUAUUUCACCUUCAAGCAAGAAUGUCGAAUCAAAUAUUCUGAAGAGGUGUAUGAUGCCUGUAUGGAAACGUUUGACUGCCUUCCUCUUGCUGCCCUCCUAAACCAGCAGUUUUUGUGUGUCCAUGGAGGAAUGUCGCCUGAAAUUACUUCUUUAGAUGAUAUUAGGAAUUUAGACAGGUUUAGAGAACCUCCAGCCUUUGGACCCGUGUGUGAUCUGCUCUGGUCUGACCCCUCAGAGGAUUAUGGCAACGAAAAGACCAUGGAACAUUAUACGCACAACACGGUCCGCGGGUGCUCUUAUUUCUACAGUUACCCUGCAGUUUGUGAAUUUUUGCAGAACAAUAGUUUGUUAUCAAUAAUCAGAGCCCACGAGGCCCAAGAUGCCGGGUAUCGAAUGUACAGGAAGAGCCAGACAACAGGCUUCCCGUCACUCAUCACGAUUUUCUCUGCUCCCAAUUACCUAGAUGUCUACAACAAUAAAGCUGCUGUGUUAAAGUACGAAAACAACGUCAUGAACAUCAGGCAGUUUAACUGUUCUCCGCACCCCUACUGGCUUCCCAACUUUAUGGAUGUUUUCACGUGGUCUUUGCCUUUUGUCGGGGAAAAAGUCACAGAGAUGCUGGUUAACAUUCUCAACAUAUGCUCUGAUGACGAAUUGAUUUCUGAUGAAGAAAAUGAAGGAGGCACUUCGGUUCGAAAGGAGGUCAUCAAGAAUAAAAUCAGAGCCAUUGGGAAGAUGGCCCGGGUGUUUUCAGUUCUUCGGGAAGAGAGCGAAAGCGUGCUGACUCUCAAGGGCCUCACUCCCUCUGGGACACUCCCUCUGGGCGUCCUCUCCGGAGGCAAGCAGACCAUUGAGACAGCCACAGUAGAAGCCGUAGAGGCCCAGGAAGCCAUCAGAGGGUUUUCACGUCUACACAGGAUCCGAAGUUUUGAAGAAGCUCGAGGUCUAGAUCGAAUCAAUGAGCGGAUGCCACCCCGAAAAGAUGGCCAGUACCCCGAUAGGCCGGGGAAACCGGGACAUCCAAACACUGCGUACAACAGCGAACCGGGCAAGAAAAGCCAGUGAUGUCCCAAGAGCCCCGUUGCCGAAGAAGUGGAGCUAAAACUGAUGAACAAAUCUAUUUAUUUAUUAUCGGGGAAACAAAACAACUUAAACCUGGAGGUGCAUUCAUAAUACACUCUGCAUUUAUUCAGAACCAUUUUAUAAAUUCUUUUAAUUUAUGUUCAAUAGAAAUGAAAAGUGCAUCCGUUUUGCUUUUCCUUCCCCCUCCCUAAUUUUUAGGAACUGAUUUAAUUGUCAAUACAUUUGUGAAGUGUUGUGCUAUGAAGGGGGCUUCCCCUAAUAAAAGGGCCUUGCAAGCAUU
This is a messenger RNA of Sorex araneus (European shrew), 2069 nucleotides long. It is a transcript of the gene PPP3CC, whose product is annotated as protein phosphatase 3 catalytic subunit gamma. The coding region runs from base 245 to 1771 and encodes 508 amino acids. Gene Ontology annotation, biological process: calcineurin-mediated signaling. NCBI's taxonomy places the organism in Eukaryota, Metazoa, Chordata, Mammalia, Eulipotyphla, Soricidae. Gene Ontology annotation, molecular function: calmodulin binding; calmodulin-dependent protein phosphatase activity. Gene Ontology annotation, cellular component: calcineurin complex; cytoplasm. The record is from RefSeq and is a predicted model, not a curated record. The transcript is spliced from 14 exons.